Balaenoptera acutorostrata (minke whale) is the source of this 4383-nucleotide messenger RNA. It is a transcript of the gene VPS41, whose product is annotated as VPS41 subunit of HOPS complex. Gene Ontology annotation, biological process: endosomal vesicle fusion; cellular response to starvation; protein targeting to vacuole. The coding region runs from base 32 to 2635 and encodes 867 amino acids. Gene Ontology annotation, molecular function: protein binding. Gene Ontology annotation, cellular component: HOPS complex; late endosome. Lineage: Eukaryota; Metazoa; Chordata; Mammalia; Artiodactyla; Balaenopteridae. The transcript is spliced from 29 exons. The record is from RefSeq and is a predicted model, not a curated record.
CGGGUGUGUCAUGUGACUCCCCGGCUCGGCCAUGGCGGAAGCGGAGGAGCAGGAAACCGGGUCGCUUGAAGAAUCUACAGAUGAGUCUGAGGAAGAAGAGAGUGAAGAGGAGCCCAAACUGAAGUAUGAAAGGCUCUCCAAUGGGGUAACUGAAAUCCUUCAGAAGGAUGCCGCUAGCUGCAUGACAGUCCACGAUAAGUUCUUGGCACUGGGCACACAUUAUGGCAAGGUUUAUUUACUGGAUGUCCAGGGAAACAUCACUCAGAAGUUUGAUAUAAGUCCUGUGAAGAUAAAUCAGAUUAGCCUGGAUGAAAGUGGCGAACACAUGGGCGUGUGUUCAGAGGAUGGCAAGGUGCAGGUGUUUGGACUGUAUUCUGGAGAAGAAUUUCAUGAGACUUUUGACUGUCCCAUUAAAAUCAUUGCCGUGCAUCCGCACUUCGUGAGAUCCAGCUGCAAGCAGUUUGUGACCGGAGGGAAGAAGUUGCUGCUGUUUGAGCGGUCUUGGAUGAGCAGAUGGAAGUCUUCAGUUCUGCACGAAGGAGAAGGGAACAUAAGGAGUGUGAAGUGGAGGGGCCAUCUGAUUGCCUGGGCCAAUAAUAUGGGUGUGAAGAUUUUUGACAUCACCUCAAAGCAAAGAAUCACCAAUGUGCCCCGGGAUGAUAUAAGUCUUCGCCCCGAUAUGUACCCCUGUAGCCUCUGCUGGAAGGACAAUGUGACACUGAUCAUUGGCUGGGGCACCUCUGUCAAGAUAUGCUCGGUGAAGGAACGGCAUGCCAGUGAAAUGAGGGACUUGCCGAGCCGAUACGUUGAAAUAGUGUCUCAGUUUGAAACUGAAUUCUACACCAGUGGACUGGCACCUCUCUGUGACCAGCUUGUUGUACUUUCCUAUGUAAAGGAGGUUUCCGAAAAAACGGAAAGAGAAUACUGCGCCAGGCCCAGACUGGAUAUCAUCCAGCCGCUUUCUGAGACUUGUGAAGAGAUCUCUUCUGAUGCCCUGACUGUGAGGGGCUUUCAGGAAAAUGAAUGUAGAGAUUAUCACUUAGAAUACUCGGAAGGGGAGUCACUCUUUUACAUUGUGAGUCCAAGAGAUGUUGUCGUAGCCAAGGAACGAGACCAAGAUGACCACAUCGACUGGCUCCUUGAAAAGAAGAAAUAUGAAGUAGUCUUGCUUUUACUUCAAAGUAUUGACACGUCGGAAGCUCUGAUGGCAGCUGAAAUUAGCCAAAAGAACAUUAAAAGACAUAAGAUUCUGGACAUCGGCUUGGCAUAUAUAAACCACCUGGUGGAGAAAGGAGAGUACGACAUAGCGGCACGCAAAUGCCAGAAAAUUCUUGGGAAAAAUGCAGCACUCUGGGAAUAUGAAGUUUAUAAAUUUAAAGAAAUUGGACAGCUUAAGGCUAUUAGUCCUUAUUUGCCAAGAGGGGAUCCAGUUCUGAAACCACUCAUCUAUGAAAUGAUCUUGCAUGAAUUUUUGGAAAGUGAUUAUGAGGGUUUUGCCACACUGAUCCGAGAAUGGCCGGGAGAUCUGUACAACAAUUCAGUAAUAGUUCAAGCGGUUCGGGAUCAUCUGAAGAAAGACAGUCAGAACAGAACGUUACUUAAAACCCUGGCAGAACUGUACACCUAUGACAAAAACUACGGCAAUGCUCUGGAAAUAUACUUAACGUUAAGACAUAAGGAUGUUUUCCAGUUGAUCCACAAGCAUAAUCUUUUCAGUUCUAUCAAGGAUAAAAUUGUUUUAUUAAUGGAUUUUGAUUCUGAGAAAGCUGUUGACAUGCUUCUGGACAACGAAGAUAAAAUUUCAAUUACAAAGGUAGUGGAAGAAUUAGAAGACAGACCAGAGUUGCAGCACGUGUAUCUGCAUAAGCUUUUCAAAAGAGACCAUCAUAAGGGGCAGCGCUACCACGAGAAGCAGAUCAGCCUUUAUGCUGAAUUCGACCGACCCAACUUGCUUCCAUUUCUCCGAGACAGUAUCCACUGCCCCCUUGAAAAGGCUCUUGAGAUCUGUCAACAGAGAAACUUUGUAGCAGAGACCGUUUAUCUUCUGAGCCGAAUGGGUAAUAGCCGAAGUGCCCUGAAGAUGAUCAUGGAGGAAUUACAUGACGUUGAUAAAGCAAUUGAAUUUGCCAAGGAGCAGGAUGACGGUGAACUCUGGGAAGAUCUGAUUUUAUAUUCCAUCGACAAACCACCCUUUAUCACCGGCUUGUUAAACAAUAUCGGCACGCAUGUUGACCCAAUUCUACUGAUUCACCGUAUUAAGGAAGGAAUGGAGAUUCCUAAUUUGAGAGACUCCUUGGUUAAAAUUCUGCAAGACUACAAUCUGCAAAUUCUGCUUCGCGAAGGCUGCAAGAAGAUUCUCGUAGCUGACUCUUUGUCCUUACUAAAGAAGAUGCACCGAACUCAAAUGAAAGGCAUUCUGGUUGAUGAGGAGAACAUCUGUGAGUCCUGUCUUUCCCCUAUUCUUCCAUCAGACGCAGCUAAGCCCUUCAGCGCGGUGGUCUUCCACUGCCGCCAUAUGUUCCACAAGGAGUGCCUGCCUAUGACCAGCAUGUGCAUUUUCAGAACUCUCCUGUGCAGUUCUGUAACACCUGCAGUGCUAACCACCGGGGACCAGGAAGUGCCAUGUUGGACAUGAAGAAAUAGCCCAGUUCUGUUGGCCAGCCUCUUCCUCGCCGCUCUCUGAAGACCAUUUUUGCAGCAACAGAAGCUUUUGUUGACCCCAGUUCUGUUAAGAGACUUGUACAGGUGUAUGUCAUGCUUAAGAAAAGCUUCUUCCCCUUCUCCCAUUUACUAGAUGUUUCUCUUUGCAGUUGAUAAAGUUAGGGUUUUUUCCCUGUCCAUGCCUGGAUGGGGGUUCACAGUCACUAUAUCAUCAUUUAUUUGUUUGACUCAUUAUUUAGGAAUGGAAACCUAAGACCUGGAGUUGGAAGUGACUUUUUAGGUCCUAGAAAAACUGUCCUGAGAGUUGUCCCCAGCUGGCCGAGUGCAUCAUCACCGUGGCCAUCCAGCAGCUCUUCGGACCUUGUUUCCAUAUGCUCUGCCAGCAACAACUCUCAAAUUCUGGGUUCGGCUUUUUUUUUUAAAUAUGUCAUCAGCUGUUAUCUUCUUAAUAGGCAUUGAAUGAUACGUUGUGCCUGUUGUCACUGACUCACUCAGUGAUGUCUGGGAAUAACAAGAGCAGUGUGACGCUACGCAGUUUUAUGUUGACUAACGACACGUUCUCUUUGUCCCGAUGACCAGCAGUGUCUGGCCCUGGCAGGCAUUCCGUGUUUGUUGAUUGAAUAAACAUUAGCUCUUCCCACUGUGAAAGGCUCACUUUUCCUGGGUUGCACAACUUUAAUCAAGCAUUCUGGCACCCUCUAAGGAAUGCAAGAGAGUUUCAGCACCUAGAGCAUGAGGGAGUGUGGGUAGGUUUUCCUAGCAGGGAGGAAAAGGGUAACACUGUAGAAUCUGAGAGGGAUGCUCGGGGAAAGGGGACUGCGUGAUGCCAGAGGAUGGACACAGCGACGUUUCCUGGAACAUUCUCUGGAGCCUCCUUUGCCCUCGUAGAACGUAGCAUGGAAUAGAGGGAGAGAACUCAAACUUGUGCCCAAGACUCAUAGUUAUCGGUUUCAUCUCCUUGGGAUACACUGCCAUCCUCUAACCAGUGAAAAGCACCUACUUGCUGUCCCCGCUCUCUUUGUCCCAUAAAAGGGAAUAAAUGCAGCUUUCUGCAUCUAUCUUUUUGGGGAGAGGGAAGGAUGCGAAAUGGCUACCAAGCACACCAUUAAACUUGGCUGUCAUUCCCGUGAGGAGCAUCUCAUUUCAUUCUCACGGGACCCCCGGGAAGAAGACAUUAUAUCCCCAGUUUUACUGACAAAGCAACCAAAAUGCAGAGAAGUUAUCACAGUCUCCAAGGUGACUGCCUGACUUUAGAACAGGGCUCUGUGCUAAGAAAUCACAUGGCCAAGUUCACAGGAAAUGCACAGUACAUCUCUUCGCACUGGAGUUAAAAAGAAUAUUGAGUAGAAGACAACAGACUUUUUCGGUCACUCUUAAAUAUUUAGAAUCGGAAAGUCUUUGUUGUUAUUGUCAGCCCUCUCAGAAUUUUUGUAUUCCAAGACUAGGGAUCUUUCUGCUACGCUGCUAGUUUUUAGUUUUUGUCUUUGUUUUAACGAGAGAAACUCUUCCUUCACAAAAAUACCUUACGAAUGAGCCCAAUUUGAAACACAGCUAAAAAGCAAACCUACUUCACUUGUAUUGGAGAAGAGGAACGUAGUUGCAGACUUCAUAUUUUGUACCCUCUCCUUAAAAAUAGCCAUUCUCUGAGUGUGAAACUGCCAAGUUCAAAGUUAUUUUGUGAAAACAGUUUUAAAGGAUUUUACACUGUUUAAGUAUGUCCAU